UCUCCCCCAACCUCGUUUUCUUUGAUGACUUUGUUUACCCGAAUCAGCUGACUCUCUUCUUCCGACGCCAGAAGGAGCCAAAGAUGGGGAGUUUGUUUUCCAAAAAGCCUCAGAGUAAAGUCACGGAGCAGGAUAAGGCUGUGUUGCAAUUGAAAUCAACGAGAGAUAAGAUCCGGCAAUACCAGAAAAGAUCAGAGGCAACCCUAGAGAAGGACAGACAGCUUGCCAAACAGCUCUUGCAAAAUGGGAAGAAAGAUCGGGCCAAGCUUCUGCUGCGGAAGAAACGCUUCAUCGAGGAGCAACUCACUAAGACAGACGGAACGCUUGAAAAUAUUGAAAAGAUGAUCCAGGACAUUGAAUUUGCUCAGAUAGAAAUGAAGGUUGUCGACAGUCUGAAGGUAGGAAAUGAAGCCCUGAAACAGAUCAAUGAAAUGCUCAGUAUUGAAGAUGUGGAGCGCAUCCUUGAUGAAACACAGGAGGCAGCAGAGAAACAGAGGGAAAUUGACGCACUGCUCAGUGGAGGCAUACUGACAGAUGAGGAUGAAUCUGCAGUCGAGGAGGAGCUUGAUGCCCUCAUUGCUGCCGCUGUUGAGAAGCAGCUGCCUGAAGCUCCCUCUGCAGCAGAAAACCCGGAGGUCGAACUUCCCGACGUUCCAGAGACUCUUCCAGAGCCUGCCAAGGAGAAAGUCAAGACCAAGGAAAGGGUUGCCAUGCCUGCCUCAUAAUCCAGUGCCAUAUAUGUCGCAAGGAUUCCGAGGAAUCAGUCUUGGUCUGGGUUUCAAAAAAAGGCUACACGCAUGUGUGGAAAUGUGGGAAUUUGAGAGCCUUCUUCAUCUUUUAAAAGAAUUUCCACCUUUGUCCAGUGUCUACAUAUGUGGAAUGGUUUGGUAUUUGUAACAAACAUCAGAAAUAGAAAGUCAUCAUGGUGCAAUGUUAUAAAGUAAAAAAAAAAAAAAUCAUGAUUCAUAAUACAUGUUGUUCAUUUAGAUAGUUGUGUAAAGGAGAUUUGUACAUGUAUCUUUGAUUAAUGUGAAUUAGUUAUCUCAGUUUUAUUUAUGCUCAGUUUAAAUGUGGUUUCAGUUGACUUUUUAACUUGAUUCCAGUAUCUCAAGGGAAAAGAUAAAGAAAAAUAGUUAACCUAUUAAUUAUGCAUAAUAUUUCUUGAUCUCUGUGUCAUACAUCUACUUCAAUAAUUAAUGCAUUUCUUUGGUAUAAUUAUUCACCAGUACUAUGUUUCUUGUUGUGCAGUUGCACGCUUUAACCCCCCCCCAGCUACAAUUGCAAGAAAUGCACUGAUAUAACCAUUAUGUAACACAGCUUGUAAUGAGAAAGGUGCAGUGAUCAUAUUCAAAUUGAAUGCCUUUUAUACCUCUGUUUAAGGAGAAAAUUUUGCCUUUUUUCUGCCUCAGAAACUAGGUUAAAAAAGAACUAGUUCUAUUAAGUUUAGCAGGCAGGAUGUGAAAUUUAAGAAGCAUGGAUAUUUUAUUAAGUGUUCUUCAAAUUAAAAAGAAUUAACAUGUAUGCUACCAUUAUAUGUCCAUUGUCAAUGGUUGUAUCUAGUCGCCAUAUAUUCAAAACAGAAAAGAAUAUAUAAAUGUACUGAAUGUUUUAUACUUUGCCUUAUUAUGAAACUCUCUCUUGAUAAAUAGAUAUGAUAUAUUUGUAUGAGGUACACAAAAAUAAUAAAAUACUGAAAAAU
This is a messenger RNA of Penaeus monodon (black tiger shrimp), 1699 nucleotides long. Its product is annotated as charged multivesicular body protein 6-A-like. Gene Ontology annotation, cellular component: ESCRT III complex; multivesicular body. Gene Ontology annotation, biological process: vesicle budding from membrane; late endosome to vacuole transport via multivesicular body sorting pathway. Lineage: Eukaryota; Metazoa; Arthropoda; Malacostraca; Decapoda; Penaeidae. The record is from RefSeq and is a predicted model, not a curated record.